Sphaeramia orbicularis (orbiculate cardinalfish) is the source of this 1922-nucleotide messenger RNA. Its product is annotated as NLR family CARD domain-containing protein 3-like. Gene Ontology annotation, molecular function: protein binding. The record is from RefSeq and is a predicted model, not a curated record. Lineage: Eukaryota; Metazoa; Chordata; Actinopteri; Kurtiformes; Apogonidae.
AUGAGCCUCCUGAGGAGGAUGAAGGAGGAGGAGCUGGCUGAGUGUCUUCAUCGCAGAACCUUUCCUCUGAUUUAUCAGCAUAAACUGAAACAUAACCUGCAGCAGAAGUUUAAACAUCCAUUCACUUUCAGAGAGCUGAAUACACUGAAAGAGAAGAAGUUCAGCUUGGAGGAACAUGUUCAUCACUUCUUCCCUGAAACCAAAGAAGCAGAAAAUUUGAUCUUUAAAGACUUUCAGGAUGUGUUCAUCUUUGAUGGUCUGGAUGAGUGUCAACCUCCUCUGGACUUCAACAACACUCGGAUCCUGACUGAUGUUACAGAGUCCACCUCGGUGGAUGUGCUGCUGAUGAACCUCAUCAAGGGAAAACUGCGUCCCUCUGCUCGCAUCUGGAUAACCACACGACCUGCAGCAGCCAAUCAGAUCCUUGCUGAGUGGAUUGACAUGGUGACAGAGGUCAGAGGGUUCACUGGCCCACAGAAGGAGGUGUACUUCAAGAAGAGGCUCAGAGAUGAGGAGCAGGCCAAUACAAUCAUCUCCCACAUCAAGACAUAUCGAAGCCUCCACAUCAUGUGCUACAUCCCAGUCUUCUGCCAGAUCACUGCUGCAGUUCUGGAGGACGUGUUGAAGACCACAGAGGGAGAAAAGCUGCCCAAGUCCCUGACUGCCAUGUACAUCCUGUUCCUGGUGGUUCAGACCAAAGUCAAGAACAUCAAGUAUGAUGGAAGACCUGAGACAGAUCAACAAUGGAGUCCAGAGGCCAUAAAGAUAAUUGAAUCUCUGGGAAAACUGGCUUUUGAACAGCUGCAGAAAGGAAACAUGAUCUUUUAUGAAUCAGACCUGCUGGAGUGUGGCAUCGAUAUCAAAUCAGCUUCAGUGUACUCAGGAGUGUUCACACAGAUCUUUGAAGAGCAGACAGGAUUGCACCAGGUCAAGAUGUUCUGCUUCGUCCAUCUGAAUGUCCAGGAGUUUCUGGCUGCUCUUCAUGUCCAUCAGACCUUCAUCAACACUGGAGUCAAUCUGCUGUCAGGACAAACACCCUCUGUUUGGUUCAAAUUAUUAUGGGACACAUCUGUCCCAUUCUACCAGAAUGCUGUAGACCAGGCCUUACUGAGUCCAAAUGGACACCUGGACCUGUUCCUCCACUUCCUUCUGGGUCUUACGCUGCCGAAUCAGAGACUCAUACAAAGUCUGGUGAAACCAACAGGAAGCAGCUCAAAGACCAAUCAGAAAACUGUUGAGUAUAUCAAGAAGAAGAUCAGUGAGAAUCAGUCUGCAGAGAGAAGCAUCAAUCUGUUCCACUGUCUGAAUGAACUGAAUGAUCAUUCUCUGGUGCAUCACAUCCAACAGCACCUGAGAGAUGGAGAUCUCUCCACAGAUAAACUGUCUCCUGCUCAGUGGUCAGCUCUGGCCUUCAUCUUACUGUCAUCAGAAAAAGAUCUGGAUGUGUUUGACCUGAACAAAUACUCUGCUUCAGAGGAGGUCCUUUUGAGAAUGCUGCCAGUGGUCAAAGCCUCCAAUAAAGCUCUACUGAGUGGCUAUAACCUGUCAAAAGAAGCUCUGGCCUCAGUUGUCAGGUCCCAGUCAUCUAUUCUGACACAUCUGGAUCUGAGCAGCAAUGACCUGGAGGACUCAGGAGUGAAGAUACUGUCAGAUGGACUGAGGAGUCAAGAAUGCAGACUGGAGACUCUCAGACUGUCAGGUUGUUUGAUCACAGAGGAAGGCUGUUCGCCUGUGGUCUCAGCCUUGCAGUCCAAUCCCUCACAUCUCAGUGAGUUGGAUCUGAGCUACAACCAUCUAGAAGACUAAGGACAGGAGCGGUCUGCUGCUCUGGAGGAUCCUCACUGGAGACUGGACACUCUGAGGUUGGAGCAUUGUGGUGUCCAAUGGCUGACACCAGGUCUGAGGAAGUAUUUCCGUGAACU